Messenger RNA from Myripristis murdjan (pinecone soldierfish), 1189 nucleotides. It is a transcript of the gene ebp, whose product is annotated as EBP cholestenol delta-isomerase. Gene Ontology annotation, biological process: cholesterol biosynthetic process. The transcript has 5 exons. Gene Ontology annotation, molecular function: steroid Delta-isomerase activity; cholestenol delta-isomerase activity; C-8 sterol isomerase activity. Gene Ontology annotation, cellular component: membrane; endoplasmic reticulum. The coding region runs from base 139 to 855 and encodes 238 amino acids. The record is from RefSeq and is a predicted model, not a curated record. NCBI's taxonomy places the organism in Eukaryota, Metazoa, Chordata, Actinopteri, Holocentriformes, Holocentridae.
CGUUUUUUAGUUUACCUGUAUUCAUAUGGUUCUGAGACAGCCCUGUUAAGACAGCCGUAGACUCUUACGUCUUCCAUAAUUGUCAUACCUGGUAUUAUUCUGUUUACUUUAUGUACUCUGUUUAGCCGGACUCCCUUCAUGGCAGCAUCAAUGGUGAUGGAGGCCACCUCAGCGACAGGGGUUCUCCACCCUUACUGGCCACGUAAUCUUUCCAUCCCUAGUUAUGUGGCCAAUGACCGAUCUAUGUCAGAGAUCCUGGUGUUUCUCUUUUCUGUGUCCGGGGUGUUUCUGCUGGUGACCUGGCUGGUCACUGGCCUGAAAGGCGCCACAGGCAGGAUGACGACGUGGAGGCGUCUGGCGGUGUGCUGGUUGGCCGUCUGUGGCUUCAUCCAUGGCGUCAUUGAGGGCUGGUUCUCACUGUAUUACCACAUCAUUCCAGCAGACCAGAGUUUCCUGUCACAGCUGUGGAAAGAGUACUCCAAAGGAGACAGCCGAUAUGUGAUAGCGGAUAACUUUACUGUCUGUAUGGAGACAGUGACUGCAUGGAUUUGGGGACCAUUUAGCUUUUGGGCUGUGUUUGCCUUUUUAACCAACAAGCCCUACAGAUUUGUGCUGCAACUCAUAAUUUCAUUAGGUCAGCUGUAUGGAGCAGUGCUGUACUUCUACACAGAGCAUAGAGAUGGCUAUGCUCACAGCGAGCUAGGACACCCCAUCUACUUCUGGUUCUACUUUGUGUUCUUAAACAUGCUGUGGAUCGUCAUCCCCCUGCUGCUCAUUGUGGAUGCAUGGAGACAGUUGUCAGCAGCUCAGACACACUCUGACGCCAGCAAGGCACACAAGUCCAAGAGGAACUGAGCAGCAGGAGGAGAGAAAUGACUGUGAGAUAUUAGGCAACUGUCAGCAGGAGGAGGCACCAGGGUUUUGGGGUAUAUAUUUUUUUAAACAAUAGGGUGUGCUCAGAGAUAACAUGUUGAUGCCAAGCAAUAUUGUUUCUAUGUCAUCCCAGGUUUUGGAGAUACACUUUCCUUAUUAAAAGAAGCUUUUUCACAAUGUAGCCCGUUGCAUCAUGUGCUUUUGUAAAGUCAAAAGCCUAAGAACUAUCUGAUUUUAUGGAUCUUAUUUUGGAGGAGUCACUAUAGGCUGCGUGGAGGUGGAUGGAAUGUGAAAUAAAAUUACCUGUGUUUUCAUA